AUGUCUAUUCUUCAGACUGCCCUUGAAUAUGGCGCCCCAUUCUUUCUCAUAUCAUCGCCCCUCACGUCCUAUGCCGACCAGAUCGUUAGCAUCCACCGCUCUAGGAGCUCCGCCGGUUUCUCGCUGGAUAUCCCAUUGAUCAUGCUUCUGGCGUCAAUUCUGAAGGUAUUCUUCUGGUUCGGAGAGUAUUACUCGAAAGCUCUUCUCGCACAGGCUGUAGUGAUGAUCGCGACUCAACUGGCGUUAUUAAAAGUCGCCUUAGACAACCGGCCUUCGAGCGGCUUAAGGAACGGGAUUGAGCACACGCCCUUCAGCGGCGUGACUUCUGGGAGCUCCACGCGGCCAUACGAGUUCUGGCAGUGGACGAACACCAAGCCUUACUGGAUGUUCUUGACCUACUUUGUUGCGGCCCUAACGGUGUUACACCUUACCCCGAUCUCCGAAUCCGAGGGCUAUAUCAACUUGCUCGGCUCCACUGGCCUCGCCAUCGAGGCUACUCUGCCCAUUCCCCAGAUCUUGGUCAACCACCGCUCCGGCUCUUGCAAGGGUUUGCGUCUGUCUGUCCUCGCCGCAUGGUUGAUCGGCGACACCAUGAAAAUGAGUUACUUCUUCUGCAGCGAGGAGGCCAUUCCAUGGGCGUUCAAGAUCUGCGGUAUCUUCCAAUGCGUGUGUGACUUCUACCUGGGAUUCCAGUACUUGAUGUUUACCCGCAAUGCCAAGAAAGCUGCUGGCAGCUCUCAUGAUCACGAAUUGGAAGAGGACGGUGGGACGCCGGUGAAAAGGACAUUCGCAUGA
Messenger RNA from Penicillium chermesinum, 795 nucleotides. Its product is annotated as PQ-loop repeat-containing protein. Gene Ontology annotation, biological process: phospholipid translocation; retrograde transport, endosome to Golgi. The transcript has 4 exons. The record is from RefSeq and is a predicted model, not a curated record. NCBI's taxonomy places the organism in Eukaryota, Fungi, Ascomycota, Eurotiomycetes, Eurotiales, Aspergillaceae. Bases 1 to 795 code for a protein of 264 amino acids. Gene Ontology annotation, cellular component: endosome; trans-Golgi network.